Molecule: messenger RNA, 5026 nt
Organism: Sus scrofa (pig)
Lineage: Eukaryota; Metazoa; Chordata; Mammalia; Artiodactyla; Suidae
Source: RefSeq, a predicted model, not a curated record
UUCCUUGCAGUGUAAAGUUGUUGUUUAUUUGAGAUCUUUAUUCUUAAUGUAGGCAUUAAUCACUAUAAACUUUACUCUUAGUAUUGCUUUUGCUGCAUUCCAUAAAUUUUGUUAUGUUGUUUUUUCAUUUUCAUUAGUGUCAAGACUUUUUUUAAUUUCCUUUUUGAUUUCUUCUUUGACCCAUUGAUUGUGCAGGAGUAUAUCCAUCUUAGUCUAUUUAGGCUGCUAUACCAAAAAUACCAUAUCCUAGAUUGUUUAUAAAUAACAUAAAUGCAUUCCUCAUAAUUCUCGAGCCUAAGAAGUCCAAGCUCCAGACACCGGUAGAUUUGGUGUCUAGUGAAGACCUAUUUUAUGGUUCUUUUCUUUCUUGCUUACUGCCCCCUUUUGUGAUUCAAUGAUUAAAAUAUUCCGAACAGCAGAAGUGAAAAGUUCUUCAAUGGUUGUAUAAUCAUAGCAUAACAAAAUGAACACAUUCUAAGUAUAUUCCAUGCAGCAUAGUGCCUAUAGUUAACGAUACAGUAUAAGGACUCAGAAACUUAAGAGGGUAAAUCUCAUGCUAAGUGUUUUUUUUACCAUACAUACACAUGCAAGCAAGAAAUGGACACAAGAAAUCCUUUGGAAGUGAUGAAUAUGUUUACUACUUGAUUGUGGUCAUGGUAUCAUGGGUAUAUGCAUGUGUCCAAUUUUAUCAAAUGUACAAAUGAAAUAUGUACAAUUUUGUAUAUUUAAUAUACCUCAAAAAUUUUGAAAGGAGUUGAUGCUUGUAUUAGAGUUUUCCAAAUAAACAAUACCAAUAGAAAGAUAGAUAAAUAAAAAGAUAUUUAUUAUGAGGGAUUUACUCAUACAAUCAUGGACACUCCCAUCAGCAGCCCUAACCUGAAUACCUGAAAACUGGGGGAGUCAAUAGUAAAAGUCCUGGUCCAAGUCUCAAGGUUCAAGGACCAGUAGUACCCAUAUUUGAUGUCCAAAUAUGGGUAUCCUAGUGAUACCUAUUUUCAGAGAGCAAAUUUGUCUUUGCUUUGUCUUUUUGUUCCAUUCAGAGCCUUCAAUAAUUUGAAUAACGCUCACUCACAUUGGUGAGGCUGAACUUCUUUACUCAAUCUACCAAUUCAAAUGCUAAUCUCUACUAGAAACACCCUUAUGGACAUACUCGGAAAUAAUGUUCUACAAGAAAUCUCGGCAUGUCUUAGCCAAGUCAAGUUGACUCAUACAUUUAACCAUCAUAAUAUUACAGUCUGGAGUUUGAAAUUAAUAGGGCAGGCCAGCAGGCAGAAACUCAGGGCAUGUUUUCCAUAUUACGGUCUUGAGGCAGAAUUCCAGAUUUUUCCAGAAACUUCAGUUUUUGCUCUAAAUCCUUCAUUUGGUUGGCUAGGGACUCAGCCACCUUAUAGAUGUUAAUGUCUUUUAUUUAAGCCAAAUUAUUUUAAAUGUUAAUCACAUAUACAAAAUCCUUUCAUGGUAAUGUUUAGACUAGUGUUUAACCAAACAACUGGGCACAAUAGCUUAGUCAAGUUAACAAGUAAAAUGAAUCAUCUCAGUCUAUAUUUAAAAAGAAGAAAGUUUAAACAUCUAUAGCCUAACCUUCAAACCUAACUGGGAAAAAAAGAGCAAACUAAAGCAAGCAAAAGGAAUCAAAUGAUUUCUAAAAAACAGUACAGAAAUUAUUGAAAUGGAGAAUAGAAAAAUAAUAGAGAAAUCAAUGAAACCAAAAGUCAGUUCUCUUAAAUGUUCGAAAAAGUAAGGGGAAGUUCUCACCUUGGCACAGUGGGUCAAGAGUAUGACUGCAAUGGGUCCCUGAAGAGGUGUAAGUUCCAUCCCUUGCCUGGCACAGUGGGUGAAAGAUCCAGUGUUGCCACAGCUGUGGCUCAGAUGCAAUCCCUUUCCUGGAACUUCCAUAUGCCGUGGGUAUGGCAUAAAAUUAAAAAGAAAGUAAGGGGUUAUUAUUAUCAAACUUACAGAAAUAAAUAAGGAUUAUAAGUAAAUAGAUUGAAUAAUUAUAUGCUAUAUAGUAGGUUAAAAAAGUGUUAUAUUCAAGCAAUGAAAGAAUUUUGAAUACAAUAUGCUAAAUGAAUGAAUCCAGACAUGAAAGGCCACAUAUAUGAUUCCAUUUAUAUGAAAAAUCCAGAGGAGAUAAAUCUGUAGACAAAAGAUAUUUUCAUGGGGUUUAGGGCCUAGGAGGAUGGCCUAGUGAGGAUGAGAGCUAAAGGGUGCAAGGUUUCUUUUUGAAGUGAAGAAAAUAUUCUAAACUUGGCCUUUGUAAUAUUUGUAUAUAGUGAAUAUAUUGAAAAUCAUGGAAAUGUAUGAUAUAAAUGGGUGAAUGUAUUGUAUAUGAAAUUUGUCUUAAUAAAACUUUUAAAACAAGAAAACAAAUACAAGGGGGGCGGAUAAUAGAAAGGUUAUUCUGAGUACCUCUGUAACUGGAUUGUAGGCAUCUUUACUCCAAUCUGAACCUGUGUCUGGUGAUUAGAUCUUUCCCUUAACAAAGGAGAGGGUAUUAUUGCCAUCCCACACACAGAGGCUCAGCUGAGCAUAGAAACCAGCUUUCUGGGACAACCUCACAGAUGGGAUGCUUCACUAGAUUCUAAGACUAGGCCUUCACUUCAUGUCCGCAGACUUAUCAAAGCUGUCCAGAAGUAUCCUUUGCCUUCCCCUGUCUCAAGUCUCACUAAACUAGGAGUACUGGUGGCUGAGAGACCCCACCCCUUAAACACCCUCUGAUGCUCUCUGAAAACAAUGGUUGCCUUGGCUAUAUUAUUACAUAGGGAGCAGUCAUCACUGAAAUAGCCUCAGCAAACUCUGGGCUGCCUGAACAGGGACAAGAUUCAUGGGUUGAGGAUGGGGAGUUUUGGGGGGUUGGGGUCAGUUUGCUAGAUCUGCUUGAGUGAAAACCUGAGAACUUUGGAAUCCUGUGGCUGUUAACCUUCCAGAGGUACCUAUUGUCUCACAAAGUGGCGGUGUUCUUUAGUGAAGGUCAGAAGAGCAUGCUGCAGACAUGUCUAACCCAUAUGCAUUAAAUGCUCCAGCUGUAAUUUUUGACAAUGGAUCAGGACUCUGCAAAGUAGGCUUGUCUGGAGAGAUUGGACCCCGCCAUGUCAUCAGUUCUGUUGUGGGUCAUCCUAAAUUCAACUUGGCUUCAUCUGAAGUCAAUCAGAAAAAUUACUUGGUGGGGGAAAAAGCCUUGUACAAGUAUGAAGCCCUGCAUUUGCACUACCCCAUUGAACGUGGACUGGUAACAAGAUGGGAUGAUAUGGAGAAACUCUGGAAGUAUCUUUUUGAGUGGGAGCUGGGAGUAAAACCAUGUCAACAGCCUGUACUCAUGACUGAGCCCUCCUUGAACCCAAGGGAGAGUCGAGAGAAGACAGCAGAAGUGAUGUUUGAGACUUUCAACGUGCCUGCCUUCUACCUGGCCAACCAUGCAGUCGUAGCACUCUAUGCCUCUGCUUCUGUCACAGGUCUAGUGGCGGACAGUGGGGAUGGGAUCACUUGCACUGUCCCCAUCUUUGAGGGUUACUCCCUGCCUCAUGCUGUCACCAAACUCUAUGUGGCAGGGAGGGACAUCACAGAGCACCUCACCCGACUCCUCCUUGCUAGUGGGUGUAAUUACCCUUGCAUACUCAACAAGGCCUUAGUGGAUGACAUAAAAGAGACACUGUGCUAUGUGGCCUUGGAGCCAGAGAAAGAACUAUGUAAGAAGCCAGAGGAUGUCCUGAGAGAAUACAAACUGCCAGAUGGGAAUGUCAUCCAGCUUGCGGACCAGCUGUUCCAGGUACCUGAGAUUCUUUUUGCACCUGACCAGCUGGGUAUCCACAACCCAGGACUAUCAAAAAUGGUCUCUAGCAGCAUUACAAAGUGUGACACAGACAUCCAGAAAAAUCUUUUUGCAGAAAUCGUGCUAUCUGGGGGAACCACUCUCUUCCCUGGGCUUGAGGAAAGACUUAUGAAAGAACUGGAACAGCUGGCCUCCAGAGGAACGCCCAUCAAGAUCACAGCUUCUCCUGAUAGAUGUUUCUCUGCAUGGAUAGGUGCUUCCAUUGUGACCUCUCUGAGCAGUUUCAAGCAGAUGUGGAUCACUUCUGCAGAUUUCAUGGAGUUUGGGUCAUAUGUUGUUCAGAGAAGAUGCUUUUGAAGGAUUCAGAGCACAAGGGACAGCUUGAAUUGUCAGAUCACAGGAGCACUUGGUGACAUCUUCUCUUGGGCUUUAGGACAUCUUCUCUUGGGCUUUAGCAUCUAUUCAAUAAAAGUGAUAAGACAUUUUGGGUUUCAGUUCAUUUUUGAUAGCACCAGAGUAAUUUUUGAUCUGGCUAAUGAAUCUUUUUCAGUGGUUCUAGUCCACCCUUCCUGUCUCAUGGACCUAUUCAGUUCUUGUCUUCUGAUAAUUCUUUGGUUAUGAGUUGAGGUGGUGUCCACUUGCAGGUUUUAUGGUAAAAGCAAGUUCUUAAACUUCAUCUCAUGCCUGGAAGCUUGACUUAAUAGAGUACCUAGAAUCUUCAUUUUAAUUAAGUGUUUUAGAUAUUUUUGAAAGAUCUAGUGCUAAAGAGAGACAGAAUCACCAAGGAAAAUGUGGGGAGGAGAGAGGAAUUAAGUAGAAGGAGGAAUGUUACCCUGCUCUUAGGGCUUAAUUGACCCUUUCAGUCACCUAGUUCUUAAUUAGCACAAUAAAGCUCUCUGCCCUUAGGCAGCUAAAUAAGAUAGAGCUGUUGUCCUUAUCAGAGAGGAGUGCACAGAACACACUAUAUAUUUAAGGCUUUCAAAGCUUAGGGCCCCUACUCACAGUUGGAAUAUUAAAAAAUCAACAUGUCUUUUUUUUUAAUUGAAGUGUAGUUGUUAUACACUAUAACUUACAUGUGUACAACAUACUGAUUCACAAUUUUUGGAGGUAAUACUCCAUUUAGUUAUUAUGAUAUAUAGACGAUAAUCUCCAUGUUGUAUAAUAUAUCCUUGUAGCUUAUGUUACACCUAAUAGUUUAUACCUCUUAAUCGUUCCCUAUACCUAUAUCGCUCCUUUCUUCUUCCCUCUCCCCACUGG